UUAACAUCCAUAACUGUUACAUUAUGUACAAUUGGACAAGUCAGUUUUAUAAAAAAAUAUAUGAUAUAUAUCGUGGCUAACACAAUCAAAAGCCUUUUCUAAGUCACAGAAAAUCCCACAGACUUGCAUUUUUUUUUAUUUAAUGAGUCUAGUAUUCCAGAGAUAAGUCUGUAAAUUGCAUUUUUAGUCCCUUGAUUUUCUCUAAAUCCAAAUUGGUAUUUGCUUAAUAUACCAUUAUCAUUCAAAUGUUUUAACAAUCUACUGUGCAUUACCUUCUCAAAUCUCUUACUAAUAGAUGUCAAUAUGGAUAUAGGUCUGUAAUUUGAUUCUAAGUUUUCAUCACCUUUUUUUGUCUAUUGGUACAAUUGUAGCAUAUUUUAAUCUGUCUGGGAAAAUACCCUCAUGCAUAGCCCUGUUACAUAAGUAACUUAUAGGUUCACUAAUAAAUAUUUUACAGGCUUUGAGUGUAUUAUUUGAAAUUUCAUCAUAUCCAUGGGUUUGACUAGAUCUUAGGGACCAUAUAAUCCUUUCUAUUUCCCUACUCAUAGUUCUUAUAGUUUUUAUGCUAGGUAGUGGACACUCAAAUUCAUCAGUCAAGUAUGUCAUAUAAUUUGUAGUUUUAGAUUUAUUAUUAUUUAUUAUUAGUAUGCAAGAAAGUACGGGGAUUAAGAAAAUUGCAUAAGUCAAACUGUUUGUGCCAAAGCUUCGAUUUAGUUCCAUGAUAGCUGCAUCUCAUAUUAAGCUUUAGGUACCAUUUGGCAAUAAUUUUCACUAUUGUGAGUGGUAGAAGUCACCUUGAAAUAUCAGAACAAAAAUCCAGCUGGACUAGUUAGUAACAGUAUAUAGCCUGAGGAGUAACAUGUUUGUGUGAAGACAUUUGAAACUUAUAAGUGAAGUGGUUAUGAAGUAGAGUUCUCUGUAUUGUGACACAUUUCUGCUACCUCAGUCAGGAUAGUGACCAGCCUGUUUGUUGUUCCAGGAUCAUUUCUCAGAGGUGUCAGAUUUUUCUGUUUCUCUUUUCUCAUUUGUUUGUAUGAUGACACAUGGAACUGAUUAAGCCAAGAUCAUUGUUACAUGAUAUGGGACAAGUCACUUACUGUACAUCGGUUGAUUACAAUAAGAGAAUAAAGCAUGCGGAUUCAUCGGCAAAGUUCUUAUGCGCCUCGCGGCAAGCAGUGCACCGGUCACCGUGAAGCGCAGAGCCGUGAACAUGUCAACAAAAUAAAAAAAAAAACUUGUAAAAAGAUAAGGAUUUUUAGUUGCUGGUACCUGUUGCUCUGCCACCCCUUCAGCAUUUUAUACCUGAUGCAGUGACUCGGCACUUCUUCAUGGAUAAUAUGUUUCUCAAAAUGUAAACAACCACAUACUAUUCGACAAGGUGACCUUCGUGGAAAUCGACACAGGAAGAGCAGCGUUGUUCAGUGCCACACCAAGAUGGGAAGUACGAAAAUUAUGUUGGCGUUUGCUGUGCUGCUUCAUGUGAUUCUAUUAUCUACUGAACAAGAACACCAAAGACUUCCCCGACAGAUACUUGUGAAAGAGGGAAGUGCGCGCAGUAUUUCUCCUGCUGUGGACCAACUUCCAGCAAAGUUUGUUCGACGGGGUUAUAAAUCAAGCUGUCGAUGUGAGAAGAUUUCAAACUGUCCAUUACUUCAAAUAUCUGUACCUCGAUGUCCCUCUGAACAGUUUCUUUGCUGCUUUCCAAAGCCAUUAAAAUAAUGACAGUUCGUUUUGUUAUUUUGAUCUUCGGCUGCUGUACGUGCAAUAUAUCAGUUCUAUAUACUUCUUUAUCGGCUGAGCCAUGUGCGUAUGUUUGCUCAUAACCACGGAUGAACUUUAUAUUAUUUUGCAAUUGUAUUGGUUGGAAUUAUUUGUCUGAAUUCAAACAUGUUAAAGCACUAGAUAUUCACUCUCCAUAGAGGAAUGAAGUUUGAGUCUUUGCUAUUGUAAUGAUAUGUGCAAGAAUAACGCACAUCUAGAAACUUAUUUUACUUGUAGAAGUAAUCGCCGAAGUGUUGUAUAUGCUUGAAUUGUGCCAAUAUAUUGAAAUAAAACUUACGUCCAUGAAUGAAACCAAAAUUGAUGUGGUGUAUUUCUUCCUAUCUCUUUGCUAGUCAUAUGGUUACCCAAGGACAUGUCUACAGCUUUGAGUGGGAUGAGACAUUUGUGUGUGUUACUUAUUACUGAUUACCGUAGUUGGGCAUUGUGUGUGUGUAGUUACCGUAGUUACGUUCUGAGUUAAAUAAUUAAGUCUCUACAUCAUUCAGAUGGAUUGUAACUCAUCCUUGUUACGUUCUGGGUUAAAUAGUUAAGUCUACACCAUUCAAAUGAACUGUAACUCAUCCAAUGAGAGCAGUGUUAAUUCUGCAUAUCAGUUGAAGGGAGAAGUCUGUAAAAUAUCGCUUCAGGGUGAUUCUGCCUUUGAGUACAAUGAAGGGGAUGAGGUUUUAUAUGUCACACGGCAAGAAAUUGUGACCGAGAGUUUUUGUUAUAAUGGUCAAGUCGCUCCGACGAUAGAUUCACAAGAAAGACCAAGCGGUGUCUCUUUGUCUGGAGGGCCUGGAGAAUGGGAAUAUGUGUUGCCUAAUUCAGACUGUACAGAUUGUGUUGUAGGCGAGCUUGGGCCAGAGGAAGCACGUUGGUUUUAUAAAAGUGAUUCACAUAAACGUUGGAUUGAGUUUAGUGGAUAUGACUCUCUUAGGAUUGAAUCCGAAUAUCGGCGUUCAAAUCAUGAAUGGAAGUAUUAUAACACCAUGUAUAGCAAUCAAAAUCCAGCAGGAACAUGUUCAGGACGGACAUCGCCCAUUAAUCAAAGUGCCUUACCUGUGGAAAGUAGAAAAGGUGUUGAUUCAGGCUAUGAAUGUAAUGGGGCAGGUGCUGCACAGACAUCAGACAGAGACCAACAUAGAAUUGUGGUGCGUGGAGGAAUGUAUGAGGUGGAUUUAAAUACCUGUAAAUGUGAUUCUAUCUACUGGCCAGGUAGAGGAGAGGAGUGUGUGAUUACCCGUGGUAUAUGGUUCUAUGAUAUUUCAUGGCAGCCAAUAGAUCCUGAAUAUAGUAGUAGUUUGGAGGCUGUCCACCUAAAAUUAUUUUAUGGGAAAAAUAUGUCUGAUUACUACACUGAUCUGUUUAGCAAGACUCCUAAAACAGUUCUGCACACCAAGUCAUUUACGGAGUUUUAUGUUGACUGGUAUUCCCCAACUGAAGUUUACCUGUACAGCGAAACUGCACCAUCCAAGCUCGUCCGUACCUUCACCCACAGACUUGGCUUCCAGAAAUCUACUGGUUACCGUUUGUGCCGAGGAUAUAAGCAUAAUGCUACUGAGACUGACCGACCAGUGGAUAUUACACACCUUGUGUUUGUUAUUCAUGGCAUUGGGCAGAAGAUGGAUACUGGCCGAAUCAUUCGCAACACUUCUACGUUUCGUGAUCGUGUGGCAUGGUUAAAGCAGAAGUAUUUUGCAUCGUCAGAGAAUCGUGCAGAAUUCUUUCCAGUUGAAUGGAGGUCAUCACUCAAACUUGAUGGAGAUAUUGUGGAAGCUAUCACACCCCACAGGCUUCUGAGAUUGAGACAGCUUUUGAACUCCAGUGCUAUGGAUAUCAUGUAUUAUACCAGUCCACUGUAUUGCUGUGAGGUUCAGCAUGGACUUUCAGAGGAAUUGAACAGAUUAUACACAAUGUUCACUCAGCGAAACCCACAUUUCAUAUCCAAUGGUGGCAAAGUAUCUGUGAUUGCACAUUCUCUGGGAUGUGUUAUUGUGUAUGAUAUUGUGACUGGAUGGAGGCCAGAUUCUUGGCAGGUUGGUACUUUUUCUCGUACUGCUUGGAAUGGUGAGGAUUCGGAAUUACCAGAAACACCAAGACAUGAAUUUAUAUCAUCCAACAAUUCAUGCCUCCAAUUUCAAAUUGAUAAUUUGUUUUGUCUGGGUUCCCCAUUGUCAGUAUUUUUGGCACUACGGGUGCGAAAUCCACAGGCUCCUGGUCAUGUUGAGACCAUUCUGCCACCAUUCCUGUGCAGUAGCUUCUACAAUAUUUUCUACCCCUCUGAUCCAGUUGCAUAUAGGAUGGAACCUCUUCUGUUGCGUGAUUACAGCCGAAUUGCUCCACUACAGAUACAGGCUUAUGAUGUUGCCACUCAUGUACACUAUAAAGACAUGCCUCUUGAACCAACAGAUCCUGAAAUAACAGUUGGUGGCAGUGCUGGUACCUCAACUGUAACUAAACGUCAGGAAGGAGUAGAUGAACUGGGAGCUGAUUCUCCUAGCAACACUCCUACCAAAGGUUGGAGAAUUUGGGGCUUAAUGCGUGGGAGCUGGAAGCUGCAAGAUGAAGUAGAUGGAUCAGGAUCACCUCAGUUUGAUGCUCUACCUGCAGGUCAGCACCAGCGUCUAGACUAUGUUUUAAGAGAAAUAAACCUUGGUGGAGGUUACUUGUCAGCAUUAAGAUCACAUACUGCUUACUGGCGCAAUUAUGAUGUGGCAUAUUUUGUUUUGACGAGACUGUUUCGUGAUCUGGAGACUCAGCGGCUGCAGCAGGCUCCAGCAAGUGUCUCACAACAGUCACCAACAUCAUCAGAAGCUUCUUUGGCCAACAUGUAGUUCAACAAAGUUAACUAUAUUUUUCUACUGAAUUGUGUUGUAGGUUAUUUUAUGUGGUCCUUAUACAGUAUCCUUGUCAUAGGUAUCAAAGGAUACUAACAUAAAAUUACAGUUCCAAAGAGUUGGCUUCUUUGUUUGUGUGUGUGUGUGUAAGAGAGAGACAGAUAAAGAGAGAUACUUACUGAAUUAGUCAUAAGAAAACAUCAUUAAACGAAACAGGGUCUUGUUGCCUGUGUUUGUGACUUAAUAAAUAACAUCAUCUUCAGUUGGAAGCACUGUCAGUUAUGUUGUUAAAGGUUGAAUAUAGUUCAGUUCAGUGUAAAGGUGAGAUUGUUUGAUUGGAAAAUGUUAAAGUUACUCAAGAGUUUUAAAUUGUGAGUUGUAUUCCAGUAUAUUGAUAUUAGUAUUUCUGUCCCACACCUUAUUUAAUGGGGCCACGAUUUCUUAUCACAUUGAUGAAAGAUAUUGUAACGUGUUUCGAGUUCGAAGCUCGUUGGUCACGUGUGUAAGUCCAAAUCCCACUUCUGACACCA
This is a messenger RNA of Cryptotermes secundus, 5131 nucleotides long. RefSeq names its product phospholipase DDHD1. Lineage: Eukaryota; Metazoa; Arthropoda; Insecta; Blattodea; Kalotermitidae. The record is from RefSeq and is a predicted model, not a curated record. Gene Ontology annotation, cellular component: cytoplasm. The transcript is spliced from 14 exons. Gene Ontology annotation, molecular function: glycerophospholipase activity; metal ion binding. The coding region runs from base 2328 to 4598 and encodes 756 amino acids.